This is a messenger RNA of Pyrus x bretschneideri (Chinese white pear), 1869 nucleotides long. RefSeq lists its product as uncharacterized. The record is from RefSeq and is a predicted model, not a curated record. The coding region runs from base 1 to 1869 and encodes 622 amino acids. The transcript is spliced from 4 exons. Lineage: Eukaryota; Viridiplantae; Streptophyta; Magnoliopsida; Rosales; Rosaceae.
AUGACAUUGCUAAUCCCAGGUGAUAAAGCACCUGGAAGAGAAAUCGAUGUGUAUUUACGACCAUUAAUUGACGAGCUGAAAGAAUUAUGGGAAAAUGGUGUGCCGACAUAUGAUAAGGCUACUAAUUCUGUGUUUAACUUACGUGCGGCAUUGAUGUGGACAAUCAAUGAUUUUCCAGCUUACGCAAAUCUAUCGGGAUGGAGCACUAAGGGCUAUAAUGCAUGCCCUGUUUGUAAUGAGGACGGAACAUCAGAAAGGUUUAGCGACAAGAUUUGUUACAUGGGACACCGACGGUGGCUACCUUGGAAUCAUGCAUGGCGGGAUAACAAAGACUCUUUUGAUGGGAGAACUGAAUAUCGUGCUAGACCUCGGGAGUUCUCAGGGGAAGAGAUUUUAGCACAAGUUGCCAAUUUAAAUUUUGGUCGGAUGGGUAAACACGACAACAAUCCGGACAAGAAAAUGAAGAAAACGCCUGAGCAUCGAAAUUGGUCGAAAAAGAGUGUGUUCUUUGAGUUGGAGUAUUGGUCAAAGUUAAGAAUCAGGCAUAACUUAGAUGUCAUGCACAUCGAGAAGAAUGUUUCUGAUAGUGUUGUUGGAACAAUACUGGACCUAGAAGGAAAAUCUAAAGACACGCACAAAGCUCGCAAUGAUUUGAUGAAUUUGGGCAUAAAAGAAAAUUUGUGGCCUAGAGUGGGACGGCAACUAUUGGGAAGGUAUAAACGCUCUGUGCGGAACAAAGCACGUCCUGAGGGAUCUAUUACAGCGGUAUACCUUUCAAAUGAAUCCCUCACUUUUUGUGGGAUGUAUCUCCGUAAUGUUGAAAGUUCUUUUAAUCGACGUGAACGGAAUAUUGACAGUGGUGUGCGACAAGAGAAGCUUUAUGUAUUUGCCCAAAUUGCAAAACCGUUUAUGGGUAGUUCAAGUGUUGAAUUCACUAAUGCUGACAUGAAGAUAGUUGAAUGGGAGCAUGAGGAAAUAAUAAAGCGUGAAAGUAGUUCAAAUGUGGAGCAAAGACACAAAGAUAAGUUUCCUUCUUGGUUUCGUGAACAUAUGAGGAGCUUGGGAAAGGAAAAGUCACCUUUAUAUAAUGAUGAGUUGUUUGAGUUAGCGAGAGGUGCUGUGCGAGCUGAAACAUAUCAAGGUUGUGUUGUGAAUGGGGUUAAGUUUGUAGUUGCCGAACGAGAUGAUAGAUUAAUUACUCAGAAUAGUGGGGUGUAUGUGCCUGGAGAUGUCAAUACUGGAGAACUAGAAUUUUAUGGAAAGUUGACUAGUGUUAUUGAAUUGUUAUAUAGGCAGGGGUAUAAAGUGGUGUUAUUUAAGUGCCACUGGUUCAAUACAGACCCUUCUAGACGAGGGAGUAUAAAACGCGACUACCACUUAAUAUCAGUCAACACAAACACUCGUUGGUAUGAUAAUGAUCCUUAUAUUCUUGCCACUCAAGCGAAGCAAGUGUUUUAUGUGGCUGAUCCUAAGGCAGGUACUGGUUGGAAAGUAAUUCAAAGAAUUCAACAUAGAAAUGUAUGGGAUAUUCCGGAAAAGGGGGACUCCGAGGGUGAUAGUAGUGAUGAUGAUGUGACAUACCAAGAGAACUCUUCAUCAGACAUUCCCGACAUGGCACAAGUACAACACAUUGAUGAAACUUUGACUCCGUACUGCUUGGAAAACGUUCCUUCAGUUGCAGUUGAGAUUGACUCCAUCAUUAUAGAUCUUGGGGCUCUUCCCAGAAUUGAUGAAAAUGAAUUCAUUUACAAUUAUAAUGAAGAAAGUGAUAUAGAUACUAAUGACUACAUAAGCAAUGAGGAAAAUAGUACUCAUGGUGAUGAUAGUUCAAGCAGUACUACUGAUGACGAUAGUGAUCUGGAUUAUUAG